AUGUUCUGGCAAAAAGUGGAAGUAAAGAAAGUUCUGGGGGGCGACGAUACUCAGCAAACCCAAAUCAAUGAAACCCUAAAAACAGGUUUAAUUGAUGAUAAUUUUAAUGAGAAUGAAGAAAACAUGUCUGGUAGCGAUGUGUCUGGUAGUGAUAGUGAUGCAUCUGAAAGAGUUAGUUUAGAUGGUUUAAACAUGGAUAGUAUAGAAGUAGAUGAACUGUGUGAUAGUGAUGAUUCUGGGAGGUUAGAUAGUACACAGGGGUCUGACUCAGAUGGCCAAAAUUGGUCUGAGUUCAACCUAGAGAAUGACAUGAGUAAUCCUAGACUGAAGGCAUGCAAAUAUGGCUAUAAGGCUGGUUGUAGGAGGAUAGUAGGUUUAGAUGGAUGUUUCUUGAAGGGAUACUAUGGUGGCUACUUGCAUGCAGCUGUUGGGAUAGAUGCAAAUAAUGGCAUCUAUCCUCUUGCAUAUGCUGCUGUCGAAAGUGAAAACCAAGCAUCAUGGCUUUGGUUCUUAGAGUUGCUUGCAAUAGACUUGGAAAUUGGACUUGUAGAAGCAAUAUGUAUAUUGUUUCCUAAUGCAAAAACAAGAUACUGUGUUAGGCACCUAUAUGCCAAUUUCAAGAAGGCUGGUUUUCGAACAAAGGAAUUGAAAGAUUUGCUUUGGAAAGCUGCCAGAGAAAGCACUACAAAGGAGUUUGAGGAUGCCAUUGAUGAACUGAGGAAAACCAAUCAGCAUACUUAUGAUUGGUUGAAGGAAAAGAACCUUACUCACUGGUCAAGGUCUCACUUCUCAAUUAGGGGCCAUUCUGACAUGUUGAUGAUACUGGAAGCAAGAGGGAAACCUAUUCUAACCAUGAUGGAAAUAAUAAGGAUUAAGAUUAUGUGUGUUCCAUCACAUGCUGGUGGGGACAAGUAUCAGGUUGAAUGUGGUCUAGAUAGCCAGCAUGUGGUGGACUUAGUUGAGAAUUCCUGCUCCUGCAAGAAUUGGGAUCUCACUGGCAUCCCUUGCAUGCAUGCAUUAGCUGUCAUUCAUUUAAAAGAAGAGUUCCCAGAGACCUAUGUACAAAUUUGGUAUACCAAGCAAACCCAACUUCAAAUUUAA
Messenger RNA from Gossypium arboreum, 1101 nucleotides. RefSeq lists its product as uncharacterized. NCBI's taxonomy places the organism in Eukaryota, Viridiplantae, Streptophyta, Magnoliopsida, Malvales, Malvaceae. Gene Ontology annotation, molecular function: zinc ion binding. The record is from RefSeq and is a predicted model, not a curated record. The coding region runs from base 1 to 1101 and encodes 366 amino acids. The transcript is spliced from 6 exons.